Molecule: messenger RNA, 883 nt
Organism: Moneuplotes crassus
Lineage: Eukaryota; Ciliophora; Spirotrichea; Euplotida; Euplotidae
Source: the annotation of a GenBank genome assembly
AUGGAAUCUAAAGUCUCCACCCAAACUAUUGGUCCAACUCAUCAAAAGAUUGAGAGCUCAGCUUCAAGUUUGUUAGAAAAUCGCAUUCUUAAAGAAGAAGUUGCUAAUUCAGAGAUUUGAAUGGAUGCUCUAGGAUCUAAGAGCGAGAGUAUCAAUUUUAUAGAGUCUUGACAUUUAAAUAAGUUUGUUUUUGAUGACUCUAAAAGUUCAAAAGUUAUAUCCCCAUAUGUCAAAUUAAAGCCAGUGUCCAGAUAUAGUUCAAAACUCAAUACAUACGUGUAUAAAAACAAGAAUUAUUCGAAGUUGGUUUCAAGAUUCCUUGAAGUUCACAAAAAUGUGCAAAAGAUAGAAGAAUGGCAACUUUAUAUUCUUGGUUCAGUUCCUUGUAAAAUUCAAAAUAUGGGAUUAAACAAUGUAUUGGCAGGCCUUUCAAAGUUUACAAAAUGAGUAGAAUUUGGGAAAUUAGAAAUUGGACCAACACAUCUUCAGAAAAUCAUUGUCUGAGGUAGACAUUUGAAAGGAAUCUGUUUUAAUCGAUGUAUGAUCUCUGAGCAACAAUGGAGCUCUACUUUCAAGAACUAUUACUCCUCAUCCGUGAAUUUGAAUCAUGUUAUUUUCCGUAGAUGCUAUUCAAGAAUACAAGGUGAAAAUAACUAUAUCAGAUUUAUCCCAGACAUUAUGAAAGGAAUACUUGAUUCAUCCUUUAAGAUCUUAAUCAACACUAUUGAGUUCUAUCAAUCCACUAAAAACCUAUCAAAAGAAGCUCUUUUGGAAGCUCUCGAAUGCAAAGCAGAAGGUUUUGAUAUAAUAUUAGAGGAGUAUAAAAUACUGUUUGUUCUUGGUCCAUAAUAUACCACUUGUAUGAUGUUUCAAUCUAAAGAUC